AUGCCAGAGAGUGACGAAAGCGAUUUAGUUUACGAAAUUGAUGAAAACGGUCAAAGUAUGUUGGUGCGGUCUUUAGAGUCGACACAGCGAGCUUAUCUCCGAUUUACGAAUAAGACAUCGCGUCCUGUCGAUAUCUGGUGGCGGGACUUCCGCGGGGUGAAGCGGCAUUAUGUGCGAUUGGAGGAAGGCACCUAUUUUGAUAUCAACUCGUUUAUUACUCAUCCGUGGGAGUUCACGGACGUGGCUACAAAAGAGCGCUAUGUCAUCAAUAAUAACCCAAUCUAUCGUCCUCCCAGAAACGUAGGCGGCAUGAUGUUCCGUACCAACUGGAACAUUACUAUUAGUGUUCGUAGUUUAAGGCGAACAGCAUUAUUGGCUUUAGCGUUGCAAUUAAAGGAUUCAAAUGCAGUUAAUAAUUUAGGUCUCCCAAGAGUGUUAGCUGAGGAGCUGCAGAAGCUUACAGUAGUGUUUCAUACUCCACGCCCUCCUCCUAAUAGAGAUUGA
Molecule: messenger RNA, 504 nt
Organism: Leptosia nina
Lineage: Eukaryota; Metazoa; Arthropoda; Insecta; Lepidoptera; Pieridae
Source: the annotation of a GenBank genome assembly